AUGCUUCACGCACUUUUCGUCUAUAUUCCAUGUACUACGAUGUGCCGCAUUAAAGAAUGUUAUUGUUCGCCACAUGCUUAUCGUCGAAAUGCAUCCGGGGCAUGUGUGCACAUUAAUGAAUGCCCUAAAAUAGAAAAAAUGAGCGUUAGAUGUGAGAAGGAAAAUGAAAUAUAUAGUUCCUGUAAAGGAUGCGAAGGGAAAUGCGAAACUGGACUUAAACCUUGUCCACGUAAAUGCUUUGGAAAAGGUUGUUAUUGCCCAAUGAUAAAGAAUUAUGUUCGUGACGAAGAAGGAAAUUGCAUCAAAGUCGAAGACUGCAACAAAUGA
Messenger RNA from Dracunculus medinensis (Guinea worm), 327 nucleotides. NCBI's taxonomy places the organism in Eukaryota, Metazoa, Nematoda, Chromadorea, Rhabditida, Dracunculidae. The record is from the annotation of a GenBank genome assembly.